This is a messenger RNA of Marmota monax (woodchuck), 2593 nucleotides long. RefSeq names its product transmembrane protein 151A (gene Tmem151a). The transcript is spliced from 2 exons. The coding region runs from base 100 to 1506 and encodes 468 amino acids. The record is from RefSeq and is a predicted model, not a curated record. Lineage: Eukaryota; Metazoa; Chordata; Mammalia; Rodentia; Sciuridae.
GAGCCGAGCGGACGCCCCUCGGGGCCGCGCCGCAGCCCUCCGCGUCUCCCCUAUCAUGCCCCGGGCCUGGGCCGGGGCCGCCGGAGCAGCCAGAACACCAUGCCAGAGGGCGGCUGUGGCGACGGUGGGGAGGUGCCUGCGCUCAUCCCGGACGGCGAGCCGCUUCGGGAGGAGCAGCGGCCCCUGAAGCAGUCCUUUGGAAGCUCCCUGUGCCGGGAGUCGCACUGGAAGUGCCUGCUCCUCACACUGCUCAUCCAUGCCUGCGGGGCUGUGGUGGCUUGGUGUCGCCUCGCCACCGUGCCACGUCUCGUCCUGGGGCCCGAGGCAGCCUUGGCACGUGGGGCAGGGGGUCCUCCACCCACCUACCCGGCCAGCCCCUGCUCGGAUGGCUACUUGUACAUCCCACUGGCCUUUGUCUCCCUCCUCUACCUCCUCUACCUGGCUGAGUGCUGGCACUGUCACGUGCGGUCAUGCCAGGCACCUCGCACGGACGCCAACACCGUGCUUGCUCUGAUCCACCGGCUACAGCAGGCCCCGCCCUGCGUCUGGUGGAAGGCCACCAGCUACCACUACGUGCGGCGCACACGCCAGAUCACCCGCUACCGCAACGGCGAUGCCUACACCACCACGCAGGUCUACCACGAGAGGGCCGACAGUCGCACUGCACGCGGCGAGUUUGACUACUCUGCCCAUGGGGUCCGCGACGUUUCCAAGGAGCUGGUGGGCCUGGCCGAUCAUGCGGCCACACGCCUCCGCUUCACCAAGUGCUUCAGCUUCGGCAGCGCUGAGGCCGAGGCCUCGUACCUCACGCAGCGCGCGCGCUUCUUCAGCGCCAAUGAGGGCCUGGACGACUACCUGGAGGCCCGCGAGGGCAUGCACCUGAAGGAUGUGGACUUCCGGGAGUCCCUCAUGGUCUUCGCAGACCCCCGCAGCCCGCCCUGGUAUGCGCGCGCCUGGGUCUUUUGGCUGGUGUCGGCAGCCACGCUGUCCUGGCCACUGCGCGUGGUGGCGGCCUAUGGCACCGCUCACGUGCACUACCAGGUGGAGAAGCUGUUCGGCGCCAGCUCGCCCCCUCCGGGGGCCGUGCCCAGCGGGCCGCCUCUCUCCCGUGUGGCCACGGUGGACUUCACCGAGCUUGAGUGGCACAUCUGCUCCAAUCGACAGCUGGUGCCCAGUUACUCAGAGGCUGUGGUCAUGGGCGCCGGUUCCGGCGCCUACCUGCGCGGCUGCCAGCGCUGUCGCCGCUCUGUCAGCAGCAACUCGCUGCCCCCUGCCCGGCCCAGUGGGCCCCGCCUGCCCUUCAGCCGCAGCCGCCUUUCCCUGGGUGCAGGAGGCCGGGCCACGCCUGGGGUUUUCCGCAGCCUGAGCGGGGGGCCACUAGGGCGCCGUGGAGAGGACACGGAGCCCCUGGAAAGCCCACCGUGCUAUGAGGAUGCCCUUUACUUCCCGGUGCUCAUUGUCCAUGGGGACAGUGGCUGCCGGGGGGAUGGGCAGGGUGCACUCUGAGAGCCCCAGAGCCACCCCUCACCAUGGGCAGAGAUACCUGAAUAAUUGUCCAAAACACGAGGGAGAACAGACCAGCCACACAUCAGGGGUGGGGGCGGGGCCGGGGUUCCCUAAACUAAAACGCAGUGACCUGUGUCAUUCAUGGGAAAUGGACGCCACCUAUGUUGAGUCUAUAUCCAUCCCCAGCAUGGUUCCCCGCAACUACCACCUUCCACUCCCUGUAAUGGUAGAGGACCAGGCUUGGGGGCCCUGCACAUUGUGCAGGAGAGGAAGGUUCCAGAAAGGCUGGAAAGAGGAGGAGUCCUGGAGACAGCUGUAGCCUGCAACAGAGAGCUGCAUGCUGGGCUCCUUCCUGCCCUGGCUGAGGCCAUGUUGGGAGCCCUCCAGCAACACAGAAGCACAAUGUAAUGGUUUGGGGCCAUGCCCACUGGGUUGGCUUCCCCAAAGAGAAGAGCUGGAGGAGGCAGCAUGGUGGCCUCGGCCCCACUGCCCACCCAAAUUUCCCACCCCCUUCACAUGCUAGGUCCUUCCCUGCCCACCCUCUCACCUCUGCUCCAGGGCAGUCCCUGAUCUGACCCUGCAAUGCAGCCCUCUCCUUUGGGAGCCUGGUUCUGGGAGCACAGUCUUGCCCAUCCUGCUCUUCUCCCUAGUGCCCAUACACCCUCUCCCACCCAGAUCCCUCCCCUGUGACCUGGGGCUCCCAUUAGGCCCCCCACAGUCCCUGGGCUCCACUCUGCCUCCUGAAGUUCCUGUCUGCCUCUGUUAGCCACGCAUACACCCCAACCUUGUGCUCAUUUCUCCCAAGGCUUCUCGUCUUCACCUUCCUGAUGAUCCAUGGGACACACAGGGAGCCAGGACAUCCGAGGGGCCCUGGCCCUGGCCACCGCCUCUUGGACGAUGCCCUUGACUUGCCCUGGGUGCCACUGCUUCUCCCAUCAGUGGAGCCUGGCCCAGGGGACACCACCCCUCCCCCAGGGAGGAGAGAGUAGUCCCUUCCCUUCCAACUGGGGCUUCCACCCCCUCUCAGGGGCCGGUGGGGGAGGGAGGAGGCCGAGAAGGUGCAGAUUAAAUAAAGAUAUGAAUGGAA